This is a messenger RNA of Baudoinia panamericana UAMH 10762, 1698 nucleotides long. RefSeq lists its product as uncharacterized. The coding region runs from base 38 to 1276 and encodes 412 amino acids. The record is from RefSeq and is a predicted model, not a curated record. NCBI's taxonomy places the organism in Eukaryota, Fungi, Ascomycota, Dothideomycetes, Mycosphaerellales, Teratosphaeriaceae. The transcript has a single exon.
GGCAUGGCUCGGGAUCUGAUUGCUUUCAGUUUCGCAUAUGCAGCGAUGGCGCGCUACCUCGCCACUCCACGGUACCGCCCGGUGCCUUGCUCGCAGUGCUGGUGCUUCGCGUCCGUUGUUCGCAACGGGUUUCCUGUGUAAGGAGGCGUCAGUAAUCGACAGCGUGAGCACUAAGCAGCGCCAUGCUCCUGCGCAGUAUCCUGGUAGUCUUGAAUCAGACCAGGCCCGCCAUCUUGUACGUGCUCUGUUACGCGAAUGUUCCUACCUACCGGAUUCUCAGGCACGGAAAUGGAUCAAAGGUCAUGUAAUAGAUCGCUUCAGGAGCUACAGCUUCAAGACCUGGAAGCAUCGGAAUGACCCUGCCUACGGUGAGCGACUCCGGCAGAAGCUGGAAGAAGCAAGGCAUGCCGCGUCAGUCUUAAGACGUGCCAACGAGGGUGAGCGAAAGCCGCUGCUCAAGGUUCUUCUGGUGGCUUAUGGCCGAACGGGCAAGCGAAGACACGAGCUCAUGAAACCGCUUAUGCCUGUGUCUGCUCCUUUAGAGCAAGGCCAGUCUAUAAGCCUUAACACGAAUGGCAGCAACUCCACUUCCGAGCAGUCUGCGGGAGCGAAGCGCACAACGCAAUCACCGAUGACCCGGAAACCCAGUGCACGAGAGGUCAAUCAAGGCCAGUGGACCGCUUAUGUACCUGACUUCACCCCACAGCUACGCGCUGUGUUGCAGUCGCAGAUCCGCCAUCCUCCACCGCACUUGACCCGGCCCAUACUGCGUAAGAUGGCACCUCAGCUCGAGGAGCUGAAUUCCUGGAUGCGACCCAUGCCGCUAUCCCGUGUGAAGAACCAGGUUGAGAAAUGGUAUGCAGAGCUUCUAGACAAAGUUCAUCCGCCUUUACCAGUGCCGGAGUGGGAGCGAUUGCGAGACUUGGCAUCCGGCCAGCAGACUGAGCGGUUCAUUCCACGAAGGACCUUCGCCGGGUUGAAGAAGCCAAGUGCGCUGGAGCUGGUUGUCGUUUUCAACCAAGCUGGUGUACGCAAAGUGUUCGAAAACAGAGAAGCUCACAGCAUUGAACCGCGCUACAUACGGCGCCUCUGGUUUCAAGUGUUCUUGCAAUGUCCUGCCAUGGAGUGGGAUACACAGAAGGCGGAGUGGAGCGUAAUAUGGGGCCAGCAAGCAUUAUCUGCGGUCAACAAUGCGCCUAAGGACAAGUUACCCACCGUUUGCUGCCCGAACACAGCAUGCGGAGCGGAGUAUUUAAAACCUGUCAGCGCAGAGUGAAGCCAUUAGAAGAGGAAGCUUGGCAUCAGUGAUCACGCACCGCUGACAGUGAUGCACUGAUGCUUCCUCUUCUCGGCUAGACCUUCCGUUUGCGGCUAACGAGACUGCGCGGUACCUGCAGCAAUGUUUCGAACCUUGCGUCUCCACCGGCCAACGCCCUCCGAAGUGCAAGAACGAUCUCCGCUUAGAUCUCGUUCUUUGAAGUGACACCAACCAUCAUCCUUCAUCUGCUCUUCGCAACAAUGGCAGACCCAAUGCAGCCUUCGAUCACUCAUGCAUCCGCAGAAGGUACGGUUGCGCAGCUCGGUUGUUGAAUCCCAGCUCACGCCUAAGCAGAUGUGCCUCACAUACUCGCCAUGAUCAAGGAGCUCGCGUCCUACGAAGAUGCCCUCGACAAGGUAGAAGCAACCGAAGACAGUCUC